AUGUCGGGGGUGGGUUGUGCCGAGUUUGACACCUGGGUUUCGCGCCUUAGGCUGCUGUGGGAAGGUCUGAGAGAAGACACUUUGGCGAACCGGGUCAUCAUGUUAGAUGUCUGGAUGAAUUUUGUUUCAGUGGUCCUCGCCAGGGACUGCAUAGUUAAGAGAGCAUUGAAGUUGGACACUGUUAAAAAAGAUAAUCCAUCUGAUGUGACGCCUUCGAAGGCCAAAAAGAAAAAUCUAAAGUCUUACUCGCCGACAACAGGAACAUGCCAAAUGAGUCCAUUUUCAUCUCCCACAAGUCAUAAUGCACAAAAUCUCACAAAUCGCCCAUCAAAUGGAGAUGGAACUGAGCAGAACGAUUCCAAAAGCAGAUUAUCCAGAAGAGGGCAGCCUCAAACAGAGGAGUACGCGUUCAUGGAACUGCAGUCCAAAGUGAAAAGUUCACUGGUUAGAAUUCUGAAAAUAAGAGCAAAUCUGAAAAGCCUGCAGGCUUUAGAGGGCAGUCGAGAGCUUGAAAAUGUUAUUGGUGUCUCGGACUCCUCUUGCAUCUUGAGUGCGGAAGUGCAGAAAACCCAAGUGCUAAUGAGUCAAGCAGAAGAACUGCAGCUGUUGAAAAGAAACCAUGGAAAAGUUCCUGGCCGAGAGUACGUUCAGACUGCCAGCAGCUCCGCGUUCCUGCAGUCCCUCCUCGACUGAGGUCAGGAGCCCCUCCGUCUGCUCUGUGACUGCCCCACGUACAGGUAG
Molecule: messenger RNA, 741 nt
Organism: Cariama cristata (Red-legged seriema)
Lineage: Eukaryota; Metazoa; Chordata; Aves; Cariamiformes; Cariamidae
Gene: ITGB3BP
Product: integrin beta 3 binding protein (beta3-endonexin)
Exons: 9
Biological process (GO): CENP-A containing chromatin assembly; regulation of DNA-templated transcription
Cellular component (GO): nucleoplasm
Source: RefSeq, a predicted model, not a curated record